GGUGCUGUCACACAGCCAUGGCACUGUCCGCGGAGAUGGAGCUGUACAGCACCCCUGCCUCCAGGCUGGACUCCUUCGUGGCUCAGUGCCUGCAGCCCAGCCGGGAGUGGAAGGAAGAGGUGCUGGAGGCCGUGAAGACCGUGGAGCAGUCCCUGAGGGAGGAGCCCCUCGAGGGAGAGUGUGGGCUGGACCAGGAGGUGCGGGUGCUGAAGCUGGUGAAGGUGAGACCGGGCUUCUCCAUCCCAGGCCAGGGCGGGCACACCCAGCUUGAGGGUCCUUAUCUCGCAGAACCGCUGGUUUAUGGCCUCAGGUUUCCCUGGAAACACUCCUGUGAAUUAGCAGGAUCUCCAGGCACAGGCACUGGGCUUCCUAAGUCCGCCUCUCCCUUCGCUUCCUCUCCCCCAGGGCCUUCUGCUCCCCACUCGCAGCCGCCCCCCGAGGUCUAUGUGAACCUGGUGAAGGCCUGCCGGUACCCCGGGCAUCUCUCUCCUUCCUUCUGCGAGCUGCAGAGAGACUUCGUGAAGCACCGGCCCACCAAGCUGAAGAGCCUCCUGCGGCUGGUCAAACACUGGUUCCUGCAGUAUGUGAGGGCCAGGAGCCCCAGGGCCGCGCUGCCCCCUCUCUACGCCCUGGAGCUGCUGACCAUCUACGCCUGGGAAAUGGGCACGCAGGAGAAUGAGAGCUUCAGGUUGGACGAAGGCCUCACCACUGUGAUGGAACUCCUCCAGGACUAUGAGUCCCUUUGUAUCUACUGGACCAAGUACUACACAUUCCAGAACCCGAUCAUUGAGGACGUUGUCAGAAAACAGCUCCAACGAGAGAGGCCCAUCAUCCUGGACCCGGCUGACCCCACGUACAACGUGGCGGAAGGGUGCCGAUGGGACAUAGUGGCUCAGAGGGCCUGCCAGUGCCUGAAGCAGGACUGUUGCUAUGACAGCAAGGACAACCCGGUCUCCAGCUGGAACGUGAAGAGGGCACGAGACAUCCAGGUGACUGUGGAGCAGUGGGGCUGCCCAGAUUGGACCCUCAUGGUGAACCCUUAUACCUCCAUAAGGAAGGUCAAGGAGAAGAUCCAGCGGAGACAGUGCUGCGAGGGCCUGCAGCGUCUGUCCUUCCAGACUCCAAGCGGCGAGCGGAAGCUCCUCCGCAGCCGCAGCUCCCUGGCCGAGUUCGGGAUAUUCUCCGACACGCGCAUCUGCCUGCUGGAGACCAUCCCCCCGGAGAUCCAGGUCUUUGUGAGGAACCCGGAGGGUGGGAGCCACGCCUAUGCCGUCGACCCCAACAGCUUCGUGCUGGGCCUGAAGCAGCAGAUAGAAGACAAGCAGGGGCUGCUCAGGAAGCAGCAGGAGCUGCAGUUCGUAGGCCGGGUCCUGCAGGACUGGUCGGUUUUGGGGAGCUAUGGUAUCAAGGACAGCGACACCCUCAUCCUCUCCAAGAAGAAGGACACACAUUUCCCAUUUCUGCCCAGCUAGUUUCCUCUGGGGAGCCUCUCUGGGCGGUCCUGCAUCUAAUCCAGGACCCACCCUGUCAAUCACUCCUUCAGCCGCUGCUGAGGGGCCCAGGUCUCCUCCGGCCUUGUAAAGAGUUACCCCAGCCCUCCCUGCUGGGGAACGGGGAGGGUGUGAGCGAUUACAUAUACUGUGAGCAUAAAAUCAUUCAAACCUGUAAA
This is a messenger RNA of Myotis davidii, 1669 nucleotides long. It is a transcript of the gene OASL, whose product is annotated as 2'-5'-oligoadenylate synthetase-like. The transcript is spliced from 6 exons. NCBI's taxonomy places the organism in Eukaryota, Metazoa, Chordata, Mammalia, Chiroptera, Vespertilionidae. Gene Ontology annotation, biological process: regulation of ribonuclease activity; negative regulation of viral genome replication; defense response to virus. The record is from RefSeq and is a predicted model, not a curated record. Gene Ontology annotation, cellular component: cytosol; membrane; nucleoplasm. Bases 18 to 1472 code for a protein of 484 amino acids. Gene Ontology annotation, molecular function: protein binding; double-stranded RNA binding.